UCUCUCCUCCGCCAGACGCACCGACAGACGGUGGAGAGCGAGGCCCCGCGUAUUUACGCACCAGAGUGCGUGCAUGUGUCCGGGCGCAGAGAGAAGAGAAGUCCCGCAGCAGGACGGGCCCGUCGAUCGAUUCGGCUUUUUAUUGUCACGGCCAAAAGUUGUCUGUGAGAACAAGGGUCCGAUUCUUUUAUUUUAUUUUGUUUUAUUUUGUAGCAUCCCUCUUUUCUUCCCCUUCUCCCCGUCCCCUCUGAGGGCGGAGCGGCUGGAGGGGGACGGGAGGACCCGCGCGGACGGACCGUGAAGCUGCGCGCCUCCCGGCGAAGGAUCCACUGGAUGCGGGGCGAUGGAUUAACAGCCUCCCGCACCGAGCCCCGCCGCAGCUCCCUUCCUGUCUCUGCGUGUUUUGUGUUUCCACCACCAGCCCGCAGUCCACCUCGGGAUUAUUCCAGCUCUCACCGACCCCCCGACGACCGCUCUCGAGAUGACCGAGGAAUAUGCUUUGCGCUGCGUGCUGAUGCUCUGCUGCGCGCUGCUCUCGGCCAACGCGAGUAACUGGCUGUACCUGGCCAAGCUGUCGUCAGUGGGAAGCAUCCGGGACGAGGAGACGUGCGAGAGGUUACGAGGCCUCAUCCAGAGACAGGUCCAGAUCUGUAAGCGCAGUGUGGAGGUGAUGGACGCGGUGCGCCGAGGAGCCCAGCUGGCUAUCGACGAGUGUCAGUUCCAGUUUCGCAACCGCCGAUGGAACUGCUCCACCCUGGAGACCAUGCCCGUGUUUGGCAAGGUGGUCACGCAGGGCACCCGCGAGGCCGCCUUUGUGUAUGCCAUCUCAGCAGCCAGUGUGGCGUUUGCGGUCACAAGGGCCUGCAGCAGCGGAGAGCUGGAAAAAUGUGGCUGCGACCACAAUGUACAUGGAGUCAGUCCAGAGGGGUUCCAGUGGUCGGGCUGCAGCGAUAACAUUGCAUAUGGCGUGGCUUUCUCCCAGUCCUUCGUUGACGUGAGGGAGAGGAGUAAAGGCCAGUCCUCCAGUCGGGCUCUCAUGAACUUGCAUAACAACGAGGCUGGCAGGAAGGCCAUCCUCUCCCACAUGCGUGUGGAGUGCAAAUGCCACGGCGUGUCAGGCUCCUGUGAGGUAAAGACCUGCUGGAAAGCCAUGCCGCCUUUCCGCAAAGUGGGCAACGUCAUCAAGGAGAAGUUCGAUGGCGCCACUGAGGUGGAGCAGCGCAAGGUGGGCACCACCAAAGUCCUGGUGCCUCGAAACUCCCAGUUCAAACCUCAUACUGACGAAGAUCUGGUCUACCUGGAACCCAGUCCGGAUUUCUGCGACCAUGACCCGCGCACGCCGGGCAUGCUGGGCACCAUGGGUCGCCAGUGCAACCGGACGUCAAAGGCAAUCGACGGCUGCGAGCUGAUGUGCUGCGGCCGCGGCUUCCAGACGCAGGAGGUGGAGGUGGUGGACAGGUGCAGCUGUAAGUUCCACUGGUGCUGUUAUGUCAAGUGCAAACAGUGUCGCAAAAUGGUGGAGAUGCACACUUGCCGGUGAUGGGAGUAGCGAGGCACAGAGGGCACUGCUGGUGAACGAAGCGAACGUCCCCACAAGCUCAUGCUCGACUACAAAGGCCACGAGGGAGCAAGAAAGACUUGUUAACCUCCCUCCUCUGCUGCUUGAGAGCACGCUCCUGAUACUGGCCAACAGACUGAGGGGCUGGGAAGUCAAACGUCGUCCUAUUCCUUUUAUGACACCUUCAUGGAUACCAGUAGAUCGUGCAUGGGAUCACUUGCCAACCUACAGAGGCAGUUUGUUUCUUCUCGAGUAGAGCGUCUCUCACUUUCUGUCACUCACAUGCUCGCUGUGUCUAUUGAUGCUUCUUGUUUUUGUAAUAUUUAACUUAUUUUGACGAGACUGAGGAGAUCGACGAGGGGCGGGCCUACAAGGGGGGGACGGGCCAAUGGAGAUGAUAAGGGACAAACUGGACUGGACAGGCGAGUGGGUGGGGUUAAAGGGUUGGGUUAGGGUCAAGGAGGGUUGUUUGCCCUCUGUCCUUGCUGCUGCUUUGGGAGGACUCCGCUGGAGUGCUGGGGACGGGGACUCGAACAACAAGGAGGAACGCGUGAUUGGCUCCCCGAGUGUACAUGGCUGUCCUGAGCUGAGGUCCAGUGGCGGAUGAGUCUUUUAUUUUGCCCCCUUCAAUGCCCUGAUGCUGCUUCACUCACACACACACACAAACACACACAAACACACGUAUACUCACUGUCCUUCCGUCAGGAGGACGUUGAUGGACCUCCUUCCUGACUUUUCAGUACAUUACUGGCAGGUGAUGUUCAGCAAACAUUGUUCCACAUCAACACCUGUAUUCAUCCACAGCUGCUGUACACACACCACGAAACGGAUCUGCGUCUCGCUCGUUGAUCACGGCCUCCACCUGCACGGCGCCAUCUGCCUAAGAAGCGUGUUGGCUUAAUAGUGACACGAGUAAACACAUGCAGCGGCGAACACGCACGCACACAUAAUGUGAGAACACACGCACACAGGAGGGGCAUGCUCACCAUGCAUGAUGACUGAAGCACUUUCUCUCCAAGCACACAUCGAGCCCUCGCAGCCCCAACAAGCGGCUAUGGGGCCAUACACUCCCAUAAACACACACACACACACAUGCCCAUGCCACUGUCAGGACCAUUGUCGUCUCGUGCCACCACCACGAAGCCAAGCUUUCUCUUAAUAACGUGCUAUCAUUAUAGAGACGUGCUGUAGAUCUGUAAGGACUUAUACACUGAAGAAGACUAUACUGCCUAUGAAUGUAUGUUAAUACGGAAUAUAUGCUGUGUCAAAAAUGACUGUUGUCGUGUUACGUGUUUUGUGUGUGUGCAUGAGAGGAUAGGAGGGUGGAGAUGGAGACGGUCGAUCCACCACCGAGCCCUGAGACACACACUCUAACACACACACACACACACACACACAGAGCCCUUCUGACGGACAGACACAUAUUUCAAUAAAAUCGCCCAUUUCCCGUGUCUCUCCGCUGCGUUAUUAUGUGACCACAGUGUGCACUGGGCAGUAUUUUGUCAGUGUGUGUGUGUGUGUGUGUGUGAUAGUGUGUGUUGUUUGUGUGAGGCACACUCAAAGGUCCUUCCCCAGCAGCCCUGACACCUCUACACACCCAUGAAAUGUGGCAUACAUUACCGCGUACAGCAUAUCAUCUGGAGACCUUCGCAUGUGAAGAACCGGAUGGGAGCUCCAUCCCAUUCUCCCUGGUGUCCUUCAUCAAGCCCUCAUG
This is a messenger RNA of Pungitius pungitius (ninespine stickleback), 3272 nucleotides long. It is a transcript of the gene wnt4, whose product is annotated as wingless-type MMTV integration site family, member 4. Bases 482 to 1540 code for a protein of 352 amino acids. Gene Ontology annotation, cellular component: extracellular region. The record is from RefSeq and is a predicted model, not a curated record. Lineage: Eukaryota; Metazoa; Chordata; Actinopteri; Perciformes; Gasterosteidae. Gene Ontology annotation, molecular function: cytokine activity; frizzled binding. Gene Ontology annotation, biological process: multicellular organism development; neuron differentiation; cell fate commitment. The transcript has 6 exons.